Molecule: messenger RNA, 840 nt
Organism: Caenorhabditis briggsae
Lineage: Eukaryota; Metazoa; Nematoda; Chromadorea; Rhabditida; Rhabditidae
Exons: 2
Coding region: 1-840 (279 amino acids)
Source: RefSeq, a predicted model, not a curated record
AUGAUCGUCCACCAGCAUUUCUUCUUGCUUCUGAUUCAGUUCCUCCUCGAUUAUAUGCUCCUGGCUCUUGGUUCCCCAGGCCCACAGGCCCAGGCCCACAGGCUCAGGCCCACAGGCCCAGGCCCACAGGCUCAGGCCCACAGGCCCAGACCCACAGGCCCAGGCCCACAGGCCCAGGCCCACAGGCCCAGGCCCACAGGCCCAGGCCCACAGGCCCAGGCCCACAGGCCCAGGCCCACAGGCCCAGGCCCACAGGCCCAGGCCCACAGGCUCAGGCCCACAGGCUCAGGCCCACAGGCUCAGGCCCACAGGCCCAGGCCCACAGGCCCAGACCCACAGGCCCAGGCCCACAGGUCCAGGCCCACAGGCCCAUGCCCACAGUUCCAGGCCCACAGGCCCAGGCCCACAGGCCCAGGCCCACAGGCCCAGGCCCACAGGCCCAGGCCCACAGGCCCAGGCCCACAGGUCCAGGCCCACAGGCCCAGGCCCACAGGUCCAGGCCCACAGGUCCAGGCCCACAGGUCCAGGCCCACAGGUCCAGGCCCACAGGUCCAGGCCCACAGGUCCAGGCCCACAGGUCCAGGCCCACAGGUCCAGGCCCACAGGCCCAUGCCCACAGGUCCAGGCCCACAGGUCCAGGCCCACAGGUCCAGGCCCACAGGUCCAGGCCCACAGGCCCAGGCCCACAGGCCCAGGCCCACAGGCCCAGGCCCACAGGCCCAGGCCCACAGGCCCAGGCCCACAGGCCCAGGCCCACAGGCCCUUCUUCCCUUCACUCCUCUUUCCCUUUAUAGUAUUCUUCCCGAGGUCAAUGGGCCACGCUGGGUCAUAAGGUUCUGA